This is a messenger RNA of Carassius auratus (goldfish), 2338 nucleotides long. RefSeq names its product proto-oncogene c-Fos-like. Gene Ontology annotation, cellular component: nucleus. Gene Ontology annotation, biological process: regulation of transcription by RNA polymerase II. The coding region runs from base 547 to 1563 and encodes 338 amino acids. Gene Ontology annotation, molecular function: RNA polymerase II cis-regulatory region sequence-specific DNA binding; DNA-binding transcription factor activity, RNA polymerase II-specific. The transcript is spliced from 4 exons. Lineage: Eukaryota; Metazoa; Chordata; Actinopteri; Cypriniformes; Cyprinidae. The record is from RefSeq and is a predicted model, not a curated record.
UAUACAUUACAUAGGCCUACAUGAUAUAACAUACAUUAUAAUUAUACAUAACAUGACAACACGAACAGAUCAGAUCAAACUAUAGUGUUGAAUAUUUAGUUGAGCAUCAUUAAAUUAUCUCGUUUUAAAAUAUGUCAUAUGCAUAAGUCAUAUAUUAUUUAUAAGGACGUUGUGCAUGUCUUUAUGCAUAUCAGGGUCCAUGAGAACUUUAUGAAUGAAUAUUUGGCACGGACCACAUUUCGUCCUCACAGGGGUUAUCGCUUCCCUGCUCUGAGCUUUACUACAAUAACCUCUGUUUCAGUCGACUUUUUAGUUCAGUGUGGAUUAAACGAUAAUUCUCUGCGCGGAUGUGCUCAGAAAGCGCAGUUUCCCCGCGUGCGGAAUGGUAUGCGCCGUUUCAUUCAUGAAAUCCAGGCGGACUAUAAAUAGGCGCUCGCGGAGCUGAGUGACACUGACCAGGUUUAUAAACCUGGAGAGAGCGACGCGACGCGUCUGGACUACAAACCUGGCAUCUAGUCAAGAGUGGUGUCCGUGCGCGCUGGAGAAAUGUUUCUGAACACAGCGAAGAAGACUGAUCCGGACUCAAUAUGCUCUUCUGCUGGGGACAAACACACCGAUGCCCCGAUGGACAGCAGCGCACAGGGCUCGUUCGUUCCGACGGUCACCGCGAUCUCCAGCACGCCGGACCUGCAGUGGAUGGUCCAGCCGACCAUCAUCACCUCUGUGUCUCCGUCUCCGGGUAGAGCCGAGAGCAGUGAACCGGCACAGAGCAAAGCAGCUGGGAGCAAGGGGAAAAGCUCUGCCAGGAAGAGCAAGGGCGAGCAGCUCUCUCCGGAGGAAGAGGAGAAGAAGAGGAUCAGGAGGGAGAGGAAUAAAAUGGCUGCAGCGAAGUGUCGCAACAGACGAAGAGAGCUCACCGACACCCUCCAGGCAGAAACAGACCAGCUAGAAGAAGACAAAGCCGCCCUCCAGGCCGAAAUCGAGAGCCUCCUGAAGGAAAAGGAGAGGCUGGAGUAUGUCCUCGCCUCUCAUAAACCUCUUUGCCAGCUUCCUGAAGAACUGGACUGCCUGUUUCCAGAGUCUCCCCAGCCGCUCUCCACUCCCGAAACGGCCAGUAAACUCCCCGAGGACGUUCCCCUGCAGGACUUGGACAUCCCCACGGUACCGUCCACAGCCAUUUCCGGUAACUCCGACAUCCUGCUGUGCUCCAGCGCAGAGGUCAGUCUGUGCGACCUCGAGCCCUCUCUGGAUAUCAAGGACGAGCUUCUGGACCGGAUCUCGGUGGACACGGCCCGCUCCGUCCCCGACAUCGACCUGACCGGCUCGCUGGGCAUCACAGACUGGGAGACCCUCUACAAGUCUGUGGCCAGUGAUCUAGAACCCUUGAGCACCCCGGUGGUGAGCACAUCCACACCCAGCUGCAGCAACUACCUGUCCGUGUUCACCUUCUCCUGCCCAGAGCUGGACUCCCUGGCCGAGGGACUGGACGGGUGCAAGGGGGGCGUGAGCAAAGCAGACACUAGCGUCGACAUCCUUAACUCUCCCACGCUUCUCGCCUUAUAAAUGCAAGAGUUGAUGAUGUAAUGUUAGGAUAUUGUUCUUAAUAUCUACUGGGGAUCGCAGUGUUAUGAUGUCCAGAUGUGUGAUGUUGGUGUGAAGCCAGAUGUUCAAUGGCUGUAUCCGUGUAAUUUGUGCAGGACGGGGAUUUACUUUCUUCCAGAGACAUUUGAUGUAGCCCAAAUACAAGAGCAUGGAUAAUUAUCUUAUGAGCAGAUAUGAACUGUGUUCUGGUUUGAAAAGCAUGCACGAGAUAUCUAUAUAUAUCACAUAUAUAGUAUAUAUAUGUAUCAGUUCCAUAUUUGUUUGAUCUGGUGCUAAGUUCUGUGGAAUCGACUGCGGUUUUGUGUUCGUUUACUAUGCCAAUAGACUAUCUACUCGUGUUGUGCUCUAAUAUACAGUCAUCAGAGUUAUCACAUACCUCAGUGUUUUCACAUUGUUCUCAAAUGUUUAGAGUUUUCCAUGAAAACAUCCAGUGCUAUAUCGAUGGAGAUGUAUUUUAUGAUAAUUUAUUUUUCUACAUUUUCAAAUUGACUUUGAAGAACAAAAGGAGCAUUGAUUGCUGAAUAAAUGGAUAUAGAGUCGUGCGCUGGUGUUCUUGUGUCCUUUGUUUUGGGAAUAAACUGUGGAUAGAAAGUAGAGCUUAAUAACUGGCAUGUGUCUUCACGCUGCUAAACCAGUCAUGGUCAGAUGCAGGCCAUUCAUGCAGUUUGACAUUAUUUACAGUACAAUCUUACAGAAAUAGACUUAGGAUAAUUUAGAUGAAUUGCAUCUAUCAUAG